This is a messenger RNA of Heterobasidion irregulare TC 32-1, 2795 nucleotides long. RefSeq lists its product as uncharacterized. The record is from RefSeq and is a predicted model, not a curated record. NCBI's taxonomy places the organism in Eukaryota, Fungi, Basidiomycota, Agaricomycetes, Russulales, Bondarzewiaceae. The transcript is spliced from 6 exons. The coding region runs from base 71 to 2584 and encodes 837 amino acids.
CCGCGACUCGCAAACCCUGUACUCGCUGAAGCCCAUCGGAAAUGGCUUUGACUUCAUCCCAUCCGACGUAAUGGAUCAACGUCAGGACGACGGCAACUAUCAUCUGGGAGACAUCACAUUUCGCGCCAGGAUCGCUGGAACCUCGGCAUGGCUCAGCGGAGACUCGUCGCAGGCUCGCAAGAACGUGACUACCCUUCCGGUGUCGGGUGAUACUCUUGCUGCUGCAGAUCUGGCCCCAACCUUGCCUUCUAAUUCGCUUCUCAACGUCACUCGGCGAUGGGUCCAGACAAAUGGUUCUCUUCAGCUUCUUUUCGAUGUCGCGAACUCUCAGAGUAGCCCAGUGGAGAUUGGUGCGCUCGGCGCGCCUCUCGAGUUCAACAAUAUAUUCACAGAUAGGACCACCGAAGAGACCAAUGAACAAUGCAGCCUUUUUGACCCAUACAUCGGCCAGGAUGCUGGUUAUGUUCAGGUCACUCCCCUUCUCGGUACUCUUCCUCCCCUUGUCGUCACUCCCAUAGGGGCAUCGCCUCUAGAGGGUUGGAGGUUCCUUCCUGAGGACGAUUCGACCUCUCUGGGCUAUCAAUCUCAAACAUUCGAGGGCCUGUACGAGUGGCAGUUCCACACGCUUGCGUAUGCGGAGAACGAAUGGGCUGGCGUCACCCCAUGGAAUGCCCCCAGCUCUGCCACCUUACAGCCCGGAGAGACGCGAACAUACGGGCUACAGUUCCUUCUCGCUCCAUCCAUCCGUGAGAUUGAAGACACCUUACAAUCUGCUGAGCGGCCAGUCGCGGUGGGCGUACCAGGCUAUAUCAUUCCUUCAGACCUCCCGGCCAAACUCUUCUUGAGCUACCCCUCCACAGUCUCGUCGAUCUCUGCGACACCGUCUGACGCUCUAUCAUGGGCAAUUAGUUCAGACACCCUGGCCGACGGAUGGGUCGGGUACACUGUCUCUGGACAAACGUGGGGCAGAUCCCGUCUCACGGUCACUUACUCCGAUGGCACUGUGCAGACCGUUCAUUACUACGUGACAAAACCCGCCGCGCAAGCCGUCAGCGAUCUAGGCGCUUUCCUCACCUCCUCGCAAUGGUUCGACGACUCUUCCGAUCCCUUCCAUCGUUCCCCUUCAGUCAUCAGUUACGAUCGUGAAGUCAACGACUUUGUAAGAGAUGAUCCAAGGGCGUGGAUACCUGGUUUGAGCGAUGAGGCUGGCGCUGGAUCCUGGCUUGCUGCAGCGAUGAAGCAGUUUGUUCAGCCCAAUUCCGCCGAGGUCGAAAAGAUGGAGACAUUCAUCGAUCUGACGUUAUGGGGAUCAAUCCAAAAUGCAAAUGGAACUGUUAAGAAGUCUGUCUACUUUUAUGAGCCUAGCUUGGUUCCAAGCUAUAACUAUCCAGACACCAUCGAUUGGGGAAACUGGUGGUCUUGGAGCCAAGCCGAUUCAUAUGCAACGGAUCGCGCAUAUGACUACGUCCAUGUCACAAAUGCCUACUGGGCGCUUUAUCGAGUCGCUCGCAACUAUCCGAGCUUGGUGACGACACACACGUGGCAGUGGUAUCUAAAUCAGGCCGUGAACACGAUAGCCACUAUGACGGAUGGUCAGGUAGGGUAUGCGGAUGAUGGCCUUAUGGGAGAGACCGUCUUCCGCUUGUUGUUGGACGAUCUCAAGAGAGAGGGCCUGACAGCCAAUUUCACUUUGGUGGAGAGCAGAAUGAAAGCGAGAGAGGAAAAUUGGGCUGGGGAGCGUUAUCCGUUUGGCUCCGAGAUGGCAUGGGACUCUACAGGUCAAGAAGGCGUAUACGCGUGGAGCGCUUACUUCAACGACACCGACACAGCGACGAAUGCCGUCAAUUCCAUUCUUGCAUACCAGCCUACCAUCCCUCAUUGGGGCUAUAACGGAAAUGCCCGGCGUUACUGGGACAACAUCUAUGGAGGAAAGCUGCAGAGAAUCGAGAGGCAAAUCCACCAUUAUGGCAGUGGCCUCAACGCGCUCCCUCUCCUUUCCGCCUUCCAAGCCUCGCCAGAUGACGCUCAUCUCCUUCGUGCCGGAUUCGGCGGAAUCUCGGGUCCUCUGUCCAGCAUCGACGAAGGCGGCUUCGCGGCCGCGUCUUUCCACUCAUUCGCGGACACGCUGAAAUGGGAUGGCUACUCCGGCGAUUACGGGCCUAACUUCGUCGGGCUCGCUAUGGGGACGGGCGCGUUCCUCGUACACUUCGACGCGUUUGGUUGGCAGGCGUUUGGCGGAGAGGUACUGAGCAGCAGCCCGACGGUGCGCGUUCGCGUGGCGGACGCGGUUCGGAGGCGCAUUUAUGUGGCGCCUUUGGGGUACUUGCUCGCGCUCGACGCAGGGGCGUUCGAGGAGUUCGAGUACGAUCCGGCCGCGAAGAGUGUUCGGGUCAGCGUCGCGGCCAGCCCCAGCGGCGUAUCCGGUGCAGCUGCCGCUCCUGCGGGCAGAUUGAUAGUCACGAAGAUGGCGCAGGUUAAAGGUGUGGGAGCGCUGUCGCCAUCGCAUACAUUGCAAAAGGAUGCGGGAGCCUGGGUGGUGCCGUUUACAGACGGAUCUGCGACGGUCGACUUGGCUGUGAAAUGAGGAAUGAAGGCAUGUGCGCUUGCCUUGGUGGUUGAAUGAUCCUGUUUUUUGUCUGCUGUUUCGACAUGUACGACAAAUGCUUUGGGUACUGUCCAAUGAACCGAGGAUUUUAAUCCCAGAGGAAUCAGGACGUGCGGGGCGCAAGCAUCGUGCAACUCAUGUAAUGCAUUCCAAUUAUUAUAUUACCAUGCACUGAUCAUUUUCCCGUCUC